GCGCCCGGGCCAGGCCCGCUGUCCUCCCCACCCCCGGCGCGCACGGGGUGGAACCGGCUCCCUUCCCUCCCUCCGGCGGCGGCGACGGCGGCGGCCGCUGAAUGAGAGGCGCCGACUGCUCCGGCAGCCGAGCUGAGCCCGGGCGGCGGCGGCGGCGGAGCGUGAGGCCGGCGUGGUCGUUUCAUCCUCCCGGGCACCAGCCGCGGCGGCACAGGAUUAACAAUGUAUUUGUGGCCUUGGACAUGAAGCAGUUAGCCUUCUGUUACUGCUAACAGUGUCAGGGACUGAUGUGGGAAGCAUGGACCUAAUGAACGGGCAGGCAAGCAAUGUUAGUAUUGCUGCUACUGCUUCUGAGAAAAGUAGCAGUUCUGAAUCAUUAAGUGACAAAGGUUCCGAAUUGAAGAAAAGCUUUGAUGCUGUGGUAUUUGAUGUUCUUAAGGUUACACCAGAAGAAUAUGCGGGUCAGAUAACACUGAUGGAUGUUCCAGUAUUUAAAGCCAUUCAACCAGAUGAGCUUUCAAGUUGUGGAUGGAAUAAAAAAGAAAAAUAUAGUUCUGCACCAAAUGCAGUUGCCUUCACAAGAAGAUUUAAUCAUGUAAGCUUUUGGUUUGCUUUUGCUGCGUGCUUUACCAUCACUCUUUUCAUUUUAUUUGUUAAUCUAAAGUUUUCUUAUAUUCAUGCUAUUUUUCAUCUUUCUUCCCGCUGUUUCUUAAAUCUUCAGAAACUGUAUGAGCUGAAUAACCUUCAUGCACUUAUGGCAGUGGUUUCUGGCUUACAGAGUGCCCCAAUUUUCAGAUUGACUAAAACAUGGGCGUUAUUAAGUCGAAAAGACAAAACUACCUUUGAAAAAUUAGAAUAUGUAAUGAGUAAAGAAGAUAACUACAAAAGACUCAGAGACUAUAUAAGUAGCUUAAAGAUGACACCUUGCAUUCCCUAUUUAGGUAUCUAUUUGUCAGAUUUAACAUACAUUGAUUCAGCAUACCCAUCAACGGGCAGCAUUCUAGAAAAUGAGCAAAGGUCAAAUUUGAUGAAUAACAUCCUUCGAAUAAUUUCGGAUCUACAGCAGUCCUGUGAAUAUGAUAUCCCCAUGUUGCCUCAUGUCCAAAAAUAUCUGAACUCUGUUCAGUAUAUAGAAGAGCUACAGAAGUUUGUGGAAGAUGAUAAUUACAAGCUUUCAUUAAAGAUAGAACCAGGGACAAGCACACCACGUUCUGCUGCUUCCAGGGAAGAUUUAGUAGGUCCUGAAGUAGGAGCAUCUCCACAAAGUGGAAGAAAAAGUGUGGCAGCUGAAGGAGCCUUGCUACCACAGACACCGCCAUCCCCCCGGAACCUGAUUCCACAUGGACAUAGGAAGUGCCAUAGCUUGGGUUAUAAUUUCAUUCAUAAAAUGAAUACAGCAGAGUUUAAGAGUGCAACGUUCCCAAAUGCAGGGCCAAGACAUCUGUUAGAUGACAGCGUCAUGGAGCCCCACGCACCGUCUCGAGGGCAAGCUGAAAGCUCUACUCUUUCUAGUGGAAUAUCAAUAGGUAGUAGUGAUGGUUCUGAACUAAGUGAAGAGACCUCAUGGCCUGCUUUUGAAAGGAACAGAUUAUACCAUUCUCUCGGCCCGAUGACACAAGUGGCACGAAAUGGCUAUCGAAGCCACAUGAAGGCCAGCAGUUCUGCAGAAUCAGAAGAUUUAGCAGUCCAUUUGUAUCCAGGAGCUGUUACUAUUCAAGGUGUUCUCAAGAGAAAAACUUUAUUAAAAGAAGGCAAAAAGCCUACAGUGGCAUCGUGGACAAAGUACUGGGCAGCCUUGUGUGGGACACAACUUUUUUACUACGCUGCCAAAUCUCUAAAGGCCACAGAAAGAAAACAUUUCAAAUCAACAUCCAAUAAGAAUGUAUCUGUAGUGGGAUGGAUGGUGAUGAUGGCUGAUGAUCCAGAACAUCCAGAUCUCUUCUUGCUGACGGACUCUGAGAAAGGAAAUUCAUAUAAGUUUCAAGCUGGCAACAGAAUGAAUGCAAUGCUGUGGUUCAAGCAUUUGAGUGCAGCCUGCCAAAGUAACAAACAACAGGUUCCUACAAACUUGAUGACUUUUGAGUAAAAGCCUAAGAAGGAGGGAAAGUGAACUAUAGCUCCUGCGUGAGAGCAAGGGCCUGAGAGGAGAGCGCCAACUGUAGACCAGUCCUGGGCCAGGAUGAGCCCAAAGGUUCCGGCUCAGCCUUCGGAGUUCUGAACCAAAAAAGCACUAAUUUCAGGGAAUGAAGUGAGAUAUUCCCAGAGAACAAAUUGGAGUUGCAAAACAAACUGCCACGGACCAGGCUUCUUAUCUCUGAACCGACCUGUGGAAACCACUGCCUUAACAGAAUGAGAGGAAAACCAACGUGAAACACCAAGCAGUGUGUGUGAAGCUUCUGGCGGUGCUGUGCUUGGAAUAGAUCGUAGCUAAUUUGCAUUUCUUUUAACUUUGUACUAAUUUUGGAGGGGGGAAUCACUUUUUUUAGAUACUCUUUAAAAGGAAAAACCUGUUUCUUAGGAGUUUCAUCAGGAGCUGUUUCUGAACUGAGGUGUAAAGCUAGUCUGCCUUAGCGGGACUCCACCAGCCGCCUACCGGAAGGUGUGUUUGGCCUCCAUUAGUCUGCAGCCCCGCUCACUUCUUGCAGCAAGAGUGUAGGCAUUAGAAAUGUUAGUAAUGGGAGUUGUUGGGGGUUGUUUUGUUUUGAAUGAGGGGAGAUUUUUUUAAACACUAAACUUCUGAAAUUUAGUACUGUAAGGGGAACAUUAUUUCCUGCAGGAGGUGUAAAGGCUUGAGUGUUCUAAUGCCAGGCACUUUUUUCAACUGGGCUCCAGAAAGCAUGGUUGUUUUUAACUGGGUUUAAAGUUUAGCCUUCUAUGUGAAUGCAUUGUUGGACCACAGAUCUGCUUAGUAGUGAACUGUUAUCCCAGCCUAGACUUUUCUGAGAAUAUUGUACAGUAAUUAAAAUUUUCAAGUUAAUUGGAUUAUCCCUUCUACCAGUCACAAAUGAUACUUAUCAGCAAAGUGAUCUAUUGAUAGUUCUGUGAGGAUGUUGUCUUUUACAGUGUUUAAUGUGCACGAUGCCAGUUUUGUUUUUUUUUUUUAUUUCUAUUACUUUUGUUCAACAUGAGGUUCAGGAUCACAUUUGUUUAAAAGAGAUUCCACAUAAUGUAUGCAUUUUAUUAUAAGGCAUACAAAGUAAUUUUAGAAGGGAAAAAAGAUGAAAGAUUGAGAUUCUGGGAAUUUUAAGUAUCAAAACUUUCCUUCUUACAUAACCCUUCUUUAUUACAAUAUUUUUCUGAAAACUCACUGUAGAUCCCCACUGUGAAACCGUAUUCCAUCAUUAGUUGACCAAGCAGUUUUGUGAGAGCUCUUCUAUGCAAUAAUUCAUUUUAAUUUCAAAAAUGUUGAAUUAAAAAAAGAAGAAAAGUUUGAAGGUGAAGUGCCUUAGAGUAUUAACAAAAAAAAUGUCACUUGAACAAAGGCUAUGUGUUGGAUUCACAAGCUCAAGAGGCAUCAUAAAUUUUAGCAGUGGCCCCGAGUAAGAAAUGCUUUUUGAUAGAUACCCUCUAAUAGACUUCUGUUUCGUUGAGUCUCCCGUAAAAUUUCUCACAUUUGCAUUCUUAUAGAAUUGUAUACUUUUUUUUAUCAUAAGUAUUUCAUUCUUGAAUCCAUAAAACUUAAAUAGAAAAUACUGCCCCACAGAACAAUUAGCUAAAAAUCAAUCCAAAGGAAAGUAGAAGAGCUUUUUUCUGAGUGCUGAGUUUUUUUCAUUUAGUUUUCUGUUUGGAAAGGAUAGUAAGAAGUAAGAUAUUCUUCAUACAGCACAGUUAGAAAUACCAUUAUUUCUGGUUUUACGGAAAGUGACAUGGCUGGAGAGGGCAAAAUGUUGCCUGUGCUAAAUGAUGUUUUUCAAUUUUUCAACUACUGACCUCCCAAGCUGAAGCCACGUUGGGUACAUGAAAGAUACCAUCUGCUCAGCCAGCAGUAUUACUGUGUAGACCUUGCACAUCUUUCUUUUUGUUUUGCUUUUUUUUUUUAAUUCCUUAGUUUGUUUAUUUCACUUCAGGAAUAAGUGUUUUUAACAGUAUAUGUGCUUUUAAGAAAAUAUUGUGGAUGAGAACCCUGUGGAUUUAUUGUUAUUACUAUUGUUUGUAUUCAUAAAUAAGCUAAGAUAUAUUAUAGUUAAACCAUUCCUGUGGAGAUACACAACUGGAAGUCAGAGCCUGACAUCACAGUUUUGCCAAAGAGAGUGCCUCACUGGAAGAUGUGUUUGGUAUUUUCAGCUCUAAACUUUAAUGGAUGCUUGCACAGAAUAAGAAUAGUGUUCAAAUUUGGUGAAUAAUCUCUGUGUAGAAUUGUGGCCUCUGACUGACUGAAAGUCUUAACAAACUCUUAACAAAACUGCAGUAGAAGUCACCAUUGUUUUUCAGUCUUAGAUUCCUCCAUUCAAAAAAUCAGUUGCUGCUUUUUAAGAUAGUUUUAGCAUUUGAAGCAAAUGGAAACCAGUGAGAGAAGUGAAUUGAAAUAGUGUAGGUGAAUUUUUUAUCUAUAAUUCACCAAAUGAUACCUAAUAAUAAUUCAAGCUAAGAAGACAGGUCACCAAAAUACAUUAAAUAUCUAGUUAGUGUUUUAGUGGGAAGAUAAAUUUUUUUCCUUUCAUUAGGUCCACCCUUAAUAAUAUUAGUAAAUUAGUGACCCAAAAGCUUGAAAUUUCCAUCUAUAUUAAGCUUAUUUCUCUCCUAGCCAAGAAGAACUUAUUAGAAAGUCUAUUACAAUUCAAAUUUAAGCUAGUUCACGGUAAACAUAAUGAUUGGCAUGUUAGACAGCCUGGUGUAGUAGCAUAUAAUACUAGCCAAAAUACAGUUUGAGGCACAUCUCAUGUAACAGUUUAUUGGAGCAAUUUAUUUUGAAUAUAUGGAAGAAACAUUAUCAGUUCUCAAAGUAAAACUAUAAAAAUAACUGCAUAGUGACCAUACAGAGAGUAUUUGGUGUCAUGCCCCCUCUGUUUGGGCUCUGCUUAUUUUUUCAGAGAUAUUUUUACUGUAACCUCCAAACUGUAAGAAUUCAAAGAGAACUGAUCAAGCACACCUUCCUAUUCUGUUUUCUUUACUAUGUAAAUAUUAUUUGUGUAAACAUUAUAAAAAGGGAUCCAAACAAUUUGAGGUUGAGUAUUUUUUUCUCCCUAGGCAUCUGCUUCAAAGAUUUUUUUCCUGUGUGAAAAAUGCCAUAUGACUAUUGCACUACCUUCUCUGUGGACUGUCUUGGUACGGGGUCUUUCUGUAUGUCACAAGUUAGGAUGUUUAUAGUUGCAAAAUUUUUAUAAGUGGCUGUAUUCCUCUUCUAGAAGAUUUAUAAUGGAGCCCAAGGAGUGUUACUGUUAUAGAAGGAAUAGAUGUUUACAGUCUCUAGUGUACACACUCAAUAUAUUAGUUUAAACUGGGCCCGUCUAAGAGCAGCCUAGCCUUGACCUCUUUGGACUCCUAAAGUUUACCUGACCAAAUCUUGAGCAGAAGUCUUUUUUUUUUUUCUUUCCUUGUCUUUUUCCUUUCUUCUCUAGUCUUUUGUUUUUAGGUUAAAUCAGUAAGCAAUACGCCUUUACUACUGAAAGCAAAACUAUAGGGCAUUGUAUUAAUUGAGUGUCAAUAACAGUAGUAGAUUUAAUCCAUUAAUGUUUUAAAAGAUAACAUUAAAAGACUAUAUCCACUAUAUCCUUACUGUUUUUUGAGGCACAUUCCUUUACAACCAGUUUUUAAACCAACCAUAUUAUCUUCUGCAAACAAGGGGUACCAGUGUUCCUUAACAGAAGGUCGUCUUUAAUAAAAGAAACCCUCUGCUUCAAAGGCUUUUGAAAUAAUUGGAUCCCUUUUUGAAAAUGAAGACGAAUUUGACUGUGUCCCAGUGGAGCGAUAAUACUGCUGUUGCAUGAAUAGAUAAUAUAAGGCAAGUGGUGAGGUUUGUCCCACUUCUUCAGUGGUCUUUUAGGGUUUGCUUUUAUUUCUUCUCUCUUCUUUUGUAUUUUUUCUUUCAAACAUAGUAAAUUUAUGAUUUUACAGCCAGAGUGGUAUUCUUUUUUUUUCUAAGCAUUGAGAUACAAACAUUGUUAUUUAAUUAACACUGAUGAUACUUAUUUUCCAUGUGAGGUCAACCUUUUCAGAAGGAUUUAAGUACUUUUUGGUUUUGCUCCCCUAAAAAUGGCUUGUGUCUAAAGUGACUGUUUUUCCUAUUUAGAAGAUUGUAAUACAAGAGAUCUGCGUGCACUCUUAAGCUUAUUGAAAGCAAUUUCAUCACACCAGUAUCUCAUACAGUGGGGGAAAAUUUGGUCAGUGCCUUAACAAUUUGAAGACCAAUUUUAGGGCAUCAAGUAUGACAAUAAUCAUUUGCCCUCUUACUCCUCUUGUUUCAGGAGUGUGUGCUCUGUCUCUCUCCACCAGCUUACUCUUUCUCCCAGCAAGUCUAAGAAAGUCUGUGCAGAUGCCUGUAGGUGAUUGUUGCAGUCCUUCUUGGUUUUAAGUCUCUUUAGACAAGCUUCCUCCCUGCUCCCCUCCUUCCAGAGUAAGAGAUAAAAAAUAAACCCACCAAAAUCAACCUUUAAAUAAGCACUUUUAAGAACAACUUUGAGGCACAUCCAUCCAGCUAAGUUUAUUUUUAUUUUGUGGUAUUGAUGUUGUUUUGAGCAUAGAUUUAAUUGCAAAAGCCUUUCAGAAAAUCCCUGAAAGAAUACAGUGCAGCCAGAAAGAUUGGUCUGGGUUUUAUUAAAGCUACUGAAAUCUUCUAAUGGACUCCCUCUGGUCCAGAAAUGAGUUUUAGUUUGGUUCAUUCUUCUAUUUAAAUAAGACUCAGAACAAAUAAGUUGCUUAACCUACCAACUAUUGUUUAUUUGAAAAUAUUAUGGCAAGAAAGCAAAAAACUCCAAUAUAUAAAGGGAAGUUAAGAGACUAAACUAGCUUUCUCAGUAAAAGCAGAGCUUGGAAACAUUUUGCUUCUCUGAGAUAUUGCAAGAUCUAGAACUACUGUUCAACUGAGUCAAGAUGCUAUUUUCACAUGUUAAAGGACUAGUAUGUUCUGAAUGCACAAAUACACAUAGUCUGUAAAGACAAAUGAAGGGUUAGCUGGUCCUUGAAGGUUAGCAGAAUUUAAAUUUUGAGUCUGGUCAUUUGGACUGCAAAAUGGCGAUGGGAUUAAAGGGAUACAUAGAGUACUUUGGGAUUUAACUUUUUUUUAAUAGACAAGCAGAAAAUUUCAUAAAUAUUAGCUGUGCUUUAGAUACUGGGUAAAAUGUUAAGUUUCCCCUGAAGAUAAUCACCUAUUAGAACUAUUCACAAAUGGAGCCCAAUAAUUACUAGCUUACUAGGUCUGACGGAGUAGCUGAUAAGAAGUCACCACACUCUCAAGAGUUUCUACACCUUAAUUAUUGACAAAUUCAUUGUUUCACAGCCUUUACUUCAGGAAAGUGUGUAUGUGAGGGAAAAGGGCGGGGAACUCGUUCUCAGUGUAAUCUGAAGGAGAUCAAUACCUGUGGAUACGUAUCCAAUGAUAAUAUAUAUACAGGAAAACACAAGCCAUUUUUAUUUCCUUUUAUCCGGUUGACCUGAGGUACUCUGAUGAAUGAGGUAAUCUGAUGAAGCGCUCGGUGGCACUAUGACCUCCUGGGGCGAUGUGCAACCUGGUUCCUCUCUCUCACUUUUUGUUUCUACUUAAUAUGCAAAUGUGAGUGUGAGAUUGUCAGUGUGUUUGCAUAAGCUAACUUAAAAUGAAUUUACAGUUUUCUGAAAUAUUUCUAUUGAAAUAAAUGACUUAAGAAUA
This is a messenger RNA of Manis javanica (Malayan pangolin), 7804 nucleotides long. NCBI's taxonomy places the organism in Eukaryota, Metazoa, Chordata, Mammalia, Pholidota, Manidae. The record is from RefSeq and is a predicted model, not a curated record.